Hemibagrus wyckioides is the source of this 4085-nucleotide messenger RNA. It is a transcript of the gene pla2g4aa, whose product is annotated as phospholipase A2, group IVAa (cytosolic, calcium-dependent). Gene Ontology annotation, molecular function: calcium ion binding; calcium-dependent phospholipid binding. Gene Ontology annotation, biological process: glycerophospholipid catabolic process. The record is from RefSeq and is a predicted model, not a curated record. NCBI's taxonomy places the organism in Eukaryota, Metazoa, Chordata, Actinopteri, Siluriformes, Bagridae. Gene Ontology annotation, cellular component: cytosol; Golgi apparatus; nucleus. The transcript has 18 exons. Bases 216 to 2474 code for a protein of 752 amino acids.
UCUGUAGAUUCAUAGUUGUGGAGAGAAAGAGAGAGAGAGAGAGAGAGAGAGAGGAAAAAGAGAGAGAGAGAGAUCUGAAAGAGGAGCACAGUUGGCUGGAGUUUAGGAAAGCGUCUGCUCUAUGGUAAAGUGAACAGAUGCCGCCCAAGACAAACAGAAAACCUUCCUGACAUAUAAAUGUGUUUCCGCGCGACGAAAUUUACUUCGCUGGCAGGAUGUCCUCCAAAGAUCCCUAUCAAUACAUUAUAGUUGAACAUCAGUAUUCUCACAGGUUCAGAGUGACUGUGGUGAGCGCGGAAAAUGUCACCAAAGGCGCGUUUGGGGACUUGUUGGACACACCAGACCCGUAUGUAGAGCUUUUAAUCCCGACUGCUCCCGAAUCGAGAAAAAGAACACGUCACAUAGACAAUGACAUCAAUCCGAAGUGGAACGAAACGUUCGAGUUCCUUCUGGACCCCCAACAGGCCAACAUGCUGGAGAUAACUUUAAUGGAUGCCAACUAUGUCAUGGAUGAGACUCUAGGCACAGCUAGAUAUGAAGUUAACAACUUGAAAAUAGGACUGACCGAGACAGUGACUGUGUCUAUUGGCAAGACUACAAAGGUGCACCUGGAGAUGUUACUGGAAGUGUGUUCAUCCACUGAUCUGCGCUUCAGUAUGGCUCUCUGUGACCAGGAGAAGAUGUUCAGGGAGACGCGUAGGGAUAGAGUCAUGCUAGGUAUCAAAAAAUUCCUAGACAUGGAAAACCCACGCUUCCUGCCUACCUCAAAAAACGAGGUUCCCACCAUCGCUAUAGUGGGAUCAGGAGGGGGUUUCCGAGCUAUGGUGGCUUUCUCUGGGGUGAUGAAGGCUCUGUAUGAGUCUGGAGUGUUGGACUGUGCUACUUAUGUUGCAGGACUUUCUGGAUCAACGUGGUACAUGUCCACGCUAUACUCACACCCCGAGUUUCCUGAGAAAGGCCCCCGAGACAUCAAUCAGGAGCUGAUGAAGAGCGUGAGCAGCAGUCCACUCAAGCUGCUGAUGCCACAGCACAUCAAACGCUACAUUAAAGCUCUGUGGAAGAAGAAAGCAAGCGGCCAACCCGUCACUUUCACCGACAUCUUCGGCAUGCUCAUCGGAGAGACGCUUAUACCGGGGAGGAUGGACACAUCACUGAGCUCCCUGCAGGAAAAGGUCAAUCUGGGUCAGUCUCCUUUGCCUUUGUUCACCUGCCUGCACGUCAAACCCAACGUCUCUGAGCUCAUGUUUGCUGACUGGGUGGAGUUUAGCCCUUAUGAGAUUGGCAUGGCCAAAUAUGGCACCUUCAUGUCACCUGAGCUCUUUGGAAGCAAGUUCUUCAUGGGCAGCGUUGUGAAAAAGUAUGAAGAGAACCCGCUACACUUCCUAAUGGGUGUGUGGGGUAGUGCUUUCUCCAUCCUGUUUAAUCGAGUCAUUGGUGUGAAAGAGACUACUGGCUGCAGCAGCACCAUGGAGGAAGAGCUUGAACAAAUUAAACCAGAGCACAUUCUUGGCAAUGACACAACAGAUAACGAUGAGGAAUUGCGCAGGAUGGGUACAGAGUCAUCAGAGGUGGAGGAGGAGCGGCAGCGUAACGCUCAGGCCAGCUGGGUGCAGCGAAUGUUUACCUCCAUGGUGGGUGAGACGGCGCUGUUUAACACACGUGAGGGCCGUGCAGGAAAAGUGCAUAACUUCAUGCUGGGCCUGAACCUAAACUCCUCCUCUAUACCUUUAACACCUCGCCAUCCUUUUAUGGCACAGCUGUCUGUUGAGGAUGAGGCGGAUGCUGUCACAGAUCCCAAUGAGUUUGUUCACAUCUACGAGCCUCUGGAUGUAAGGAGUAAGAAGAUUCAUGUGGUGGACAGUGGCCUGACCUUUAACCUACCCUACCCUUUGAUCCUGCGACCCCAGCGUGGAGUUGAUCUCAUCAUAUCUUUUGAUUUCUCAGCCAGGCCGAGUGAUUCCAGUCCUCCUUUUAAGGAGCUUUUGUUGGCUGAGAAAUGGGCACGCAUGAACAAGUUGCCUUUCCCUAAGAUCGACGUGAAGGUGUUCGAUCGUGAAGGUCUGCAGGAAUGUUAUGUGUUCAAGCCCAGACCAGAAGAGAAACACUGCCCUACUGUCAUCCACUUCGUCCUGGCCAACAUCCAUUUCAGGGAGUUCAAGGCUCCUGGAGUUCCCAGGGAGACAGAUAAGGAGAAGGAGUUUGCUGACUUUGACAUAUUUGACGAUCCUGAGACACCAUAUUCCACAUUCAACUUCCAGUACUCAAAUCAGGCUUUUAAACAGCUGCAUGACCUCAUGGAGUUCAACACACUCAACAAUAUUGAGCAUAUAAAAGAUGCCAUCAAAGACAGCAUUCUCCAGAGGCGGAUGAACCCGUCGCGCUGCAAUGUCUCUCUUUCGCUCAGUGAGAUUGAAAACAAGAAGUUCCUGAAACGUGGCGCAGGCAGCAUAAAGAAGGGCACACCUAACAGAUAAACACAACAAUCGGAUAAAUCACAGUGUCAGCUUCCUAGGAGUUGGGAUGUCGUAUCAAAGUUCGCUGGACAAUAGGUUCAAAUGGAAAUAAGUGAAAACAAGCAUAACUGGAUACGCUGUGUUACGGUGCAGUGCGUGACAGGCAUUUUGGGACGCUUUUAGAUUGUGAUGAUAUGGUUUACAUGAACUUGUACUCUUUUUAGCACAUUUGUAAAGCUUUUAGCUGUCAUUAACGAAAAGAGACGUGUGCAAACACACAUGCACAAGGCUUGACUUUGUGAGGAAUCUCCCCACACUCUUAAUAGUCAACAAACAUGCAGUCUGAACUGGUUAAGGCUGCAGUAUGAUGGUGUCCAAAACCAUAUAGUGCAUAGUGAUGUAUGAAAACGAGGUCACUACACUCCCUCAGUGCUCUGUGGUAUGAAUAAUGCCAGAAUAUCCAUAAUGCACCAAUGGAGUUUGGCUUAAAUUUAUAUUUUAAGAAAAGUCUCAGUCCUAUCUUCCAAGAUAUCUUCCCAGUGUUUAUAUGUUGGUCAGGAAAUAGUGUGUUUUACCCAUAAUGCACUGCCGAGCUUACAGUUAAUCAAAUUACAGAAAAUCCUGAAAAAUCGGUUACUAAUAAGAAAAGUAAUAUAUUUUUUCUUUCUUUGCUUCUUGACCAUUUAACCAGUCCUGUAAUGACUAACCUUGCGUGUCAGAUCUCGUCAUGGUCUUAAAUCCUGUCUACAGUUCAAGUCUUUUCUGUUGGAAAUGACUGAUGAUAAAUCUACAGUUAGGUUUAAAGACAACCUGCUGAUUCACCGUCACACUUUACAUUUUGUUUGCUGCUCCAUUAUGACAACCUGAGAUUUUAAAGUAAGUCAUGAAAAGAUGAAAGUACACAGAGACGAAUACCUGUCCUCCCACAAGCCGUCUGAACGGAUCAGAAGAAAGUCAUGGCAUGACGUGACACGUUAGGUAGACAGUAUAUACGCACUUCCUGACUUCAUGCACACUUGCUUGUAUCAGAAUGAUGUCUGGUUGUGAAAUUCAAGUUCGUUGUUUCAUUAAAAUAAGACAUGUUUAUAUAGUGAUUUCCCCAGACUCAAAAAGCAAAUAUUUACAGCAAUUUUUAUGUUUUUUUUCUGUGAAAAAUUGAAGGCUCAUGAGCUCAGUGGUAGCUGGUUUCUCGCCUACCAUGUGGUAGGUCUGGGUUUGAUUCCCAGCCAAUGCCCAAACCCUAGCCACUGGAUUCAGUUCUGGUCCCAAGCCCGGAUAAAAAUGGGAGGAAAUGAAAAUGAGCUCAUGAGUUAUGUUUAUUUUAUGUCUUUCUAAUGAAUUAUACAGUCCGUAGUAUAUAACAAUGUGGAGUUAGCAAUGGAUAGCGCUAACAUGAAUCAAUAUGUACUGCAGAAUGAGAACUCUUCCUCUCCUUGGUUAUGCAAAUGGACAUAUGUUAGAAUAUUCACUCAUUCAUCAUGUUUUUUUGUCCAUCAAUGAAGAAAAAUAUCUUCAGAAAUCAAUAUCAGUCUAUGAGGGACACGUACUUCAGGGUCGUAUGUGCUGGAUAUGCAUUCUCACUUAAAGACUGCUAAAAUCUCAGCAGGAUUCAAUAGUAUAAUAAGUAUUUAA